AUGCCUCUGACAAUGUAUGCAUGCUCAGUUAUGAUGAACCUUGUCACUGUUGCUGCAUAUGAGAAUUUUGUCAGAGAUGCUGACAUUUUUCCUUCAUCUCCUGAAAUUCUAAGAGGAACCACCCUGAAACUGCUUUGUGUUCUUGGAAAUCACUAUAUAUCUCACAGGAAUGCAAGCCACAUAAUCUGGAAAUUGAAUCAUGAACUGAUCUCUGAGGAGAACUAUAAUGUUGUCAAUGAGACUGUAUCUAGUGUAACCAUCCAUAAUUUCACUUACAAUAGAGCAUGUGUGAAAUGUUUCCUUAAUUAUUUAGGCAAAGAACAACUUUUGGUGCACACUGAAGCUAAAUCUGGCUUUCCACCAGACAGACCAGGAAAUAUUUCCUGCAUUUAUUACUUUAGUGUUAAACUUGCUUGUAAUUGGACUUCAGGAAGACAAACGGAUCUUGAAACCAGCUAUACUCUUUAUAGGAAAAUCAUGCAUAUUUAUUUUCUUCCCACUUCAAUUAAAUUCUGUGAAAGCAAAACUGAGUCAUGUUCAUUUGAUUACCCAAAUAUUCCAUUUAGCAGUUCCACUUGCUUUCAGGUGAAAGCUGAAAAUGCUUUGGGUGAAGCUGUAUCAAAAUGUGUUCCUAUACCCUUGGAAAAAAUAGAGAAAUUUAACCCUCCUGAAAUACUUUCAGUACAAAACAUUGCUGGUGUAAAGCAAUUGCUUGCUGUAACCUGGAAAAAACCUGAAAAGAUGCUACCUUCUCAAGACAUAAACUGCCGGGUUCGAUACAGAAACUUGUAUUCCAACUCUUCAGAAACUGUUGCUGUCAGACUGAGUUUCAGAGAGAAAAUAUCAUCGCUUAAUCUCACAGGCUUAUGGGAUUCCACAGAGUAUGCAGUUGCUGUGCAGUGUAGAAGUGUUGAAUCCAAAUUCUGGAGUGAAUGGAGUAGAGAAAAAACAGCAAGCACAGAAGAGAAAGCACCUGUAGAAAAACUGGAUUUGUGGAGGGUAAUUGAAUCUUCACAUUUCACUAAAAAUAGAACUGUACACCUCAUGUGGAAGCCAUUAAAUCACUUUCCACCACCUGGGAAAAUUCUAGGCUACACAGUACAAUAUUUUCCAGAAAACAGUGCUGCUCUUAAAAUGAUGAAAAUCACUACUGAUAAGAAAAUUAUUUUGUUUGUAAAUGAAGGGGCAUAUAUAAUAUCCGUUACUGCUUAUAAUUCUGCUGGAGAUUCUCCAGCAGCUACAUUGAGGAUUCCGUCUGCUGAUGAAAAAACUUCUCAGGUUAUUGAAAGUGUGAAGACCUUUACAGCAGAGGAAGAAGUGGUGGUGGAAUGGAUGGCUUCCAGAUCAGAAAUAAGCAGAUAUGUUGUUGAGUGGUAUGAAGACCUGGAGAUGGAUUCUUUUCCCAGAUCAUGGCAAUAUGUAUCAAAUUCUACGAACUGGAGAACUAAUAAGAAAACCUUUAAGCCAUUUGUAUGCUAUAACAUCUCAGUGUAUCCUCUCUAUGGAAAUAACGUAGGAGCUCCAUAUUCCAUUCAAACUUACAUUCAAGAAAAAAAACCCUCAGAAGGACCUAUGGCUGACACAGGCAUUCCAGGCAAAAAUGAAAUUACAAUUAAAUGGAAGGAAAUUUCAAAGGACAAACGAAAUGGCUUCAUCACUAGUUACACAAUAUUUUAUAAACCUGAAGGUGGUGAAGAAUUGAAUGAAACAGUGAACCCUGAUGUUCUGCAAUACAGACUGAAGUCCUUACAAGCAAAUACCCAAUAUACAGUUCAUAUCAUGGCAACCAAUGAAGCUGGUGGAACCAGAGGAGAAUGAAAAACCUUCAAGACUUUGAAAUUCAAUGAAGAAGACAUUAUUUUCAUUGCUAUACCUGUUGGAUUAAGUAUGUUGUUUUUAUUAAUCCUUUGGAUAAUAUGUAUUCUUAAAAAGCACAUGUUUAAGAAAGUUUGCUGGCCUGAUAUACCUAAUCCUGCAGAGAGCAUUGCAGUAGAAUGGCCUGCUGAUGCGUUUAUGAAUAACUCAGUCUUCAAGGGAGUAACAUCUGAGGAUAAACCUAUAGAUGGCUUGGAAGAUGUAAGUGUUUUGGAACCCUGUUUUCCUGAAGAACAUGAACACUCGCUACUCAUGAGUCAUGAAACACAUGUUUCAGAAUAUACUGAUAUUAAUACAAAAGACUCAAUUAACCUAGAUGAAAAGAUACCAUAUAAUGAAGGACACGAAGCUGCCAACUCUCUUUCAGCCUCCAUGCCUUAUACCAUUACUGAUCAAGAUUUCAGAAGUCAAGUUCAGUUUUCAACUUUGAUGCCAACUGAGGAAAUCCAACCCAUAGAAAUGCUGGAAGAUGAUGGUAUUAAUGAAUUCCAACAUACUUCACAUGAAAAUGAAGAAAGGAAGGAAGAAGAAGUUUCAAACCUCUUGGAUUUCAAUGAAGAAGCAGUGUUCAAUCCAUACCUUAAAAAUUCUGUUAAUACCAGGGAAUUUCUCAUUUCUGAGAGCUUGCCAGAACACAAUAAGAAUGAACCGAAAAGCCAGUCAAUUGCCAUUUCUCCUUUACAGCCAAAUAUUGUAGGACAAUCCUACAUAACACUGGACAUGUUUGGGUUGGCCACAGCUCGUUAGCAAGAGAAACCUUUCUGUCCAAAGUCUCUUUUGAGAUUUA
Messenger RNA from Tinamus guttatus (white-throated tinamou), 2662 nucleotides. NCBI's taxonomy places the organism in Eukaryota, Metazoa, Chordata, Aves, Tinamiformes, Tinamidae. The record is from RefSeq and is a predicted model, not a curated record.